Lathyrus sativus (Indian pea) is the source of this 204-nucleotide messenger RNA. The record is from the annotation of a GenBank genome assembly. Lineage: Eukaryota; Viridiplantae; Streptophyta; Magnoliopsida; Fabales; Fabaceae.
AUGCUCAUAAAAAUUGAAAAGGAGCAGUAUUUUCUUACAGGCUGCAAUUUGUUGCAAUUUCUAAAGCUAUUCCUAUUCAUUCAAACUAAGCAAACCUCGGGUGACUUUUGUGCCAGAAACACUUUUUCCAGCUUUUAUGUGAAGGAAUUCUCAACAACAUCAGCAAUAUUGUGGCACGGUGCUGUCAGUUGCAGUAAUAUCUGA